Molecule: messenger RNA, 1350 nt
Organism: Entamoeba invadens IP1
Lineage: Eukaryota; Evosea; Mastigamoebida; Endamoebidae
Exons: 3
Coding region: 1-1350 (449 amino acids)
Biological process (GO): poly(A)+ mRNA export from nucleus
Cellular component (GO): nucleus
Molecular function (GO): RNA binding
Source: RefSeq, a predicted model, not a curated record
AUGAGUGUUGGGUUUCCUGUCAUUUUUCAAGUCUUCAACGGUACGCAAUCGGAACUCAAAGCAGUGAUCAAUCAAUUAAAUCCCGACGUUGGUAUUAUUCAAAUCGAACAGAAAGAUUCCCAUUCAUAUCGAGUCGUUGUGAAAAACACAGACCAAGGUCGUAUGAUGAUGAAUUUCAACAACUUUGUGUUUAAUGGGGUUCAGACAAUAGUGACAUGGGAGAGAAAGCCUUCUGAAGAGGCGCAAUUACUUCAGUGUUUUGAGAUUAUUAAAUAUUCCUUCUUAAAUGUUCAAAAGAGGCAAUUGGAUUUGUCUUAUAUGUCUCAAAAGCUCAAGCAACUAGGGUAUACCAUUCCAAAGUCAAUCGAAAACAUCAUCAAAAGUGCAUUAAAAUACUUCCACGAACAAGUCCCAGACUUAUUGGAGCUCUCUCUCGCAAACAAUGCAAUCGAAAACUCGGAGGUCUUGAAACAAAUCGCAUACGCCUUUUCUCAACUCUCCGCACUCGAUAUCUCAAACAACAAAUUAUCAAACUUCUACGAUAUGAAGGAGUUCAAAAAACUCCCUCUCCGUAAAUUGUACGUCGCGGGAAAUCCUGUCUGUAACCCUUCCAUUAUUUCACAACUCACCGUCAAUUUCCCGUAUUUGCAACUCCUCAACGGACAAAACGUGCGAAAUAAGUUCUAUGGCCCGACGAUGGAGUAUUGCCCUUUGCCGCAUCAGUACAACUCGAUAUUUCCGCCGAAUCGAGACAAUUUCAAAACAAUUUAUAACUUCUUCAAAUCGUAUUUUGCAACACAAGACAACAACCCACAGCAGUUGGUGCAGGUGUAUACGAACUACUCGGUGUUUGAUGUGACGCUUGAGAAGGGUGUAGUGUUUAAAGGACUUUCAUCAAGGAAUUUAAAAUCGUUGAUCCAGGCGCCGGACAUCCAGAAACGGAUAUUUAAAGGGCCACAAGAGAUAGUCCGUGCUAUAUUUGCAAUGAAGGGGUCGAAACACAUUCCAACGAAUUUGUGUUUUGAUAUUGCAUGUGUGGGCUCACUUAUCAAUGUGACUGUGAUUGGUAAUGUAUCGUUUAAUGGCGACGUCUUCCAGUUCUGUAGGACGUUUGUUAUGGUAACCUCUCCCCAAAUCAUGAUCUUAAAUGACCAUCUCCAAUUAUACCCUAAUAAGGAGACUUUCAGUGUUAUAAAGACGUACUCGGCCUUCUUAAAAUACGUCACACACAAAUUUCCGGGGCUGGGGAGUGAAGAAGAAGUCCUUAUAAUGCUCUCAGAUAACAAUUGGGACGUCAAGCUUACGGAGGAACAAAUUAAGAAAAGGCUCAACAUUAGCCAAACGUUUUAA